CAGCAGCACGGGCAGGGGACAGUCACCAUCUCCCCAGUGCUCCUGCCGGCUCUCACAGGACUCCCAGUGCCCAGGACAGCUCAGAGGGGACAGGAGCGCCCGCACGGUGAGGAUGGAUGCUGGAUUUGCUGGGAUACUUUUCACCCUCCUCCUCCUCUUCUCCAUCCUGUGGCUCCUGGUUUGGAGGAGUGACACGAAGAGGAGCCGGCUGCCUCCUGGCCCAGCCCCAUGGCCCAUCCUGGGUAACCUGUGGCAGAAAGAUGUCCUGCCCCUCUACAAACACUACGAGAAGCUCAGCAGCACCUACGGCCCGAUCUUCACUGUGUGGCUGGGGCUGAAGCCGGUGGUGGUGCUCUGUGGGUACGAGGCAGUGAAGGAUGCCCUGGUGGGACACUCCGAGGAGUUUGGGGGCAGACCUGAGAUCCCCGCCCUGAAGCAUCUCUCCAAAGACUAUGGAUUUCUCUCCAACGACGAGAAGAAGUGGCGGGAGCUGCGGAGGUUCACGCUCAGCACCCUGCGGGACUUUGGGAUGGGGAAGAGCUCCAUGUCCCAGAAGGUGCAGCAGGAGGCUCAGCACCUGGUGGAGCUGCUGGCAAAGCUCAGAGGCAAUGCCUUUGAGCCAAUGACCAUGUUCAGAUACGCGGUUGCCAACGUGAUCUGCUCCGUGGUCUUCGGCAGCCGCUACAGCUACAGCGAUGUGGCUUUCCUGGAGCUGAUCAAUGCCAUUGGGAACUACGUCAGCUUCUUCCUGUCCCCCCUCGCCAAGGUGUACAACACCUUUCCCAGCAUCAUGCACCGGCUCCCAGGGCCUCACAAGAAAGUCCUGGCUGACUGCCAGAAGCUGAAGGACCACAUCAAGGAGAAGGUGCGGUUCCACCACCUGACUCUGGACUCCAGCUGCCCCCGGGACUACAUCGACUGUUUCCUGAUGAGAGCAGAGAAGGAGAAGGGCAGCCCAGAGACCAUGUACGGCCAUGAAGACCUGAUCAUGUCAGUGUUCAACCUGUUCGGCGCCGGCACGGUGACAACCGGCAACACCCUGGUGUUCUUCCUGCUGAUGCUGGCAAAGCACCCCCACAUCCAAGCCAAGGUCCAGGAGGAGAUUGAUGCUGUGGUGGGCACUGGCCGUGCCCCCAGCACAGAGGACAAGCUGCGGAUGCCCUACACCAACGCUGUGAUCCACGAGCUGCAGCGCUACCACAAGAUGCGCAUUGAGAACUUCCCGCGCAUGACGACGCAGGAUGUCCUGUUCAGGGGCUACUCCAUCCCCAAGGGCACUCCUGUUAUUCCAGUACUUUCCUCUGUGCAUUCGGAUCCAACCCAGUGGGAGAACCCUGGAAAAGUGGAUCCCACACACUUCUUGGAUGAAAAGGGCGAGUUCAGGAAGCGCGAGGCCUUCAUGGCGUUCUCAGCAGGGAAGCGGAUGUGCCCCGGGGAGGCGCUGGCCCGCAUCGAGCUCUUCCUGUUCCUCACCACGCUGUUGCAGAGAUUCACCUUCCAGCUGGCCAUGGAGCACAAGGAGCUGGAUUUAUUCUCCCUGUGGCUCGAGAUCGAGAGGAAGGCAAUCCCGUGCAAGUUCUUCGCUAUCCCACGCUCGGUGUUCUCUUAAGCUGGGAGAGUGGGACAAGGAAAGGUUCUUCCAGGUGCCUCCAUCCCCACCCCAGAGCGAGCCCUGUGGCCAUGAGGGCACAGCCACAGCCACCAGAGGAGGGACAAUUUGGGCUUGGAGUUUCUCCUCUGAGAACUGUGAGAACAGGCAUCUCUGCUACCAGCUCCAUGAGCAACCCACUCCCAGCCCUUCCCUGCCCAUCCCAGGAGCAUGAGGCGGUUGACACUGCUUUUCCUGCCCCAUCCCCAUCCAUGUUGCUUGAGUUCCUCAUGGCAUGGCUUCCUGGGGCUCCUGGGCUGGGCAGGGGCCUCCUCCAUUUGGUGAAAGAUUCAGAGAGUUCUGCAAUAAAGUUAACCAUCAGAUCAUGAA
This is a messenger RNA of Parus major (Great Tit), 1978 nucleotides long. Its product is annotated as cytochrome P450 2C5-like. NCBI's taxonomy places the organism in Eukaryota, Metazoa, Chordata, Aves, Passeriformes, Paridae. Bases 113 to 1609 code for a protein of 498 amino acids. Gene Ontology annotation, biological process: xenobiotic metabolic process. The transcript has 10 exons. Gene Ontology annotation, molecular function: iron ion binding; oxidoreductase activity, acting on paired donors, with incorporation or reduction of molecular oxygen, reduced flavin or flavoprotein as one donor, and incorporation of one atom of oxygen; heme binding. The record is from RefSeq and is a predicted model, not a curated record. Gene Ontology annotation, cellular component: cytoplasm; intracellular membrane-bounded organelle.